Schistocerca nitens (vagrant locust) is the source of this 1446-nucleotide messenger RNA. RefSeq names its product Down syndrome cell adhesion molecule-like protein Dscam2. Gene Ontology annotation, biological process: cell-cell adhesion. The transcript has 7 exons. Bases 1 to 1446 code for a protein of 481 amino acids. NCBI's taxonomy places the organism in Eukaryota, Metazoa, Arthropoda, Insecta, Orthoptera, Acrididae. The record is from RefSeq and is a predicted model, not a curated record.
AUGCCUCCUGCUGCGAAACGAGCGUUUGGAAACAAUGCACGUGGGCCGCAGGUGGCGGCACGUGAGGCGCAUGGGUUCGGCAGCGGCGCUAUGGUGACGUGGGUGGAGUGGCGCGGCCUAACUCAGACUGAUGACCGGCUAAGUGCCGGGCCCAUCACGGCGCAGGCACGGACGCAGGCAUUUCUCCAGGACGGCCAUUCUUCUCCGGGCCCCGGGGACGUGUCACAGGGGUACCAGCUGCAGGUGCACAACGUGUUCUGCAUCCGCGGCAACGUGGCGGUGCUGACGUGCAACAUCCCGGCGCAGGUCCGCGGCCUGCUCACCGUCACCAGCUGGCUCAAGGACGAACCCCUGCUCGGCCGAUCGGCGCUUCACCCCGGCGGCAGGUACACUCCGACGACGGGCGGCACGCUGCACGUGCGCGACACAGCGCCAGAGGACACGUACUCGCGCUUCUACUGCCAGACGGUGCACCAGCUGACGGGGGAGCGGCGCAUCAGCAUGCCGGGGCAGAUCAUCGUCACUGAGCCGGACGGCAACAUGCAGCCCCGCAUCGAGCACUCGGCGGCCAGCGUGGUGGCGCGCGCCGGCAGCCCGGCGGACCUGGUGUGUGCCGCCCAGGGCUUCCCCCCGCCCACAUACAGGUGGUUCCGGGAGACGGGAGGUGCGCUGACAGAGGUCCGCGCCCAGGGGCUGGUGCGCCCCCUGCACAGCGUGCUGCAGUUUCCGCGCGUGCAGCCGGAGGACUCUGCGCGCUACGUGUGCGUCGCCACCAACAGCGUGGGCGAGGACCGCCGCCAGAUCAUGCUCAGCGUCUCCACACCGCUCACCGCGCACAUCCGCCCUCAGCAGCAGGUGGUGGACGCUGGCGCGCGAGCCUCCUUCAAUUGCUCCGUGCGCGGCGGCGGCGGCGACGGCAGCGGCCUGCACGUGGCUUGGCUCAAGGAUGGUCGCCCGCUGGCGGAGGGCGCCGGCGUCAACGUGCUACACGGUGGAGAGGUGCUGGUUAUCGAGUCCGUGGGCAAACACGAUCGCGGCAUGUACCAGUGUGUCGCGCGCUCCGGCGACGAGAGCGCGCAGGGCAGCGCCGAGCUCACCCUCGGAGCGGUGGCGCCGGAGCUGCAGUGGACGUUCAUCGAGCAGACGCUGCAGCCGGGGCCCGGCGUGUCGCUGCGCUGCGUGGCCUCGGGCAACCCGCCGCCGCGCGUGCACUGGCUGCUGGACGGCGCCGAGCUGAGCCCGCGCGCGGGGCUCGUCAUGGGCAGCGCGCUCGACGCCCAGGGCGACGUCGUCGCGCAGCUCAACAUCUCGAGCGCGCGCGUCGCCCACGGCGGCCUCUACACCUGCGUCGCGCGCAACGACCUCGGCUCCGCCCAGCACUCCGCCACGCUCAACGUGUACGGUCAGUACGCAUUCUCUCCAUCCGCUUCCAACUCUUAUUUCUAA